CAAUUUUCGUAACGAGCAUGUACCCUCCCGAGGGUGCCGUUCGUACGUAAUACGCCACGGUGUAAGUUAAAAUAAUAAGCGAUUCCGGCGGUCCUCACGGCCAUGUUCCGAAGCUCCACUCAUUCGUACACAACUGACAUGGCGGGCCUUAAACAGUGCGAAUUUAUCCCUUGCAAUAAUUUAAUCAACAAUUUUUCUUUUACAAAAUCGCUUUAUUUAACGCUAUAAUUCGAUUUACCAUUAAAUUUUUAAUGAAAUCGCGAAAUUUUGUAUUGUUCAUCUUUUCGUUUAGUGGAUUAUGUGUAUGUGUGUGUGGUUAAGUUAAAAUGGCAUUUAACUUUUUGUUAAUAUUCCAUUUAAAUGAUGGAUGAAUUGACAUCCGGUGUCGAUCCAGACGAUCUGAUGGAACUGGACGACGCGGAAGGUUCCGAUUUAGAAGAAGAUGACGAGGACGUCAUCGAAGAUGCGUUACCGUCGCCUCUUCAAUUGCCAUCGUCGGGGCCCGCAUCGACCGCUACAUCAGCCGCGUCUUCGCCGCCUACAAACGACGACAAUCCGCCGGUAUUCAAUUUUAGCGGGAAACCUUUAAAUAUUAAAAGAGGUCGAGGACGACCAAGAAGGGAGGGUGGAAAACCUGCACCAAAGAAGCAGAAUUUAACGAAUAGGAAGAAAUGGAAGCCUCAACUUGGUUAUUUAAGGGGUAAUUUAAAAAGUAAUUUAUUUUUUGGUUGUUUUAAUGGUUUAAUUUUAGUUACACCAUCACCAGGUGAAGAAACAUCAACUUAUGAUCCUGAAACAGGAUCGUUAAUUUUAAGUGAUCGGGAGAGACCUUGUCCUAUAAUAGAAGAACUUCCUUAUGCACCGGAACAAUGGCCUGGAAAAGUUUGUGCAUUCUGUAAUUUAGGCGAACGUAGCCAAUUGGGACAAGGUGAAUUGUUACGGUUAAUUUGUUCGGAAGGAUUUACCCCUCAAAGAAUAAUACUCGACACCCAAGAUUCCGCCCAAGUCGUCGAACAAAUUCCCGAACGUGAAUUAGGUGAUAAAAGUCCGCGAGGUGGUCCGGUUACAUGUCGACGACAAAAAAGUUUUAAUAAAUGCCGACAUCCUUCCAUGACCAGUGAAUACGUUGACGAACUUACUAUCAUUGGUUAUGUUGAACAACCAGAUGUUACAACACUAUUUGAAACGACCGGGCAUUUUUAUGUUCACCGUAGUUGUGCUCUUUGGUCCAAUGGCGUUAGUAGAGCAGAAAAUACCGCUUUGGUUAAUGUUGAUCAAGCGGUACUACUCAGUGCUUCCAAAAAGUGUUCACACUGUACCCAUUUUGGGGCGAGCGUUUCGUGCAAAAAAGAUGGUUGUAUUAAAUUAUAUCAUUUUCCUUGUACGACCGCUUCCCAAGCGUUUCAAGAUUUAUCUUCAUUGCUUGUAUUCUGUAUAAAUCAUAUUACGCAAGUUUCUUUAUUUUGUGAAGCUUCUGUGUGUUACACAUGCAAAAUGCUUGGCGAUGUAGCAAAUUUAAUGUAUUGUUCAAUGUGUGGCGAACAUUACCAUGGUACCUGUGUGGGUCUAUCCCAAGUACCCGGUGUUCGAGCCGGUUGGCAAUGUCGUAAAUGCAAGGUUUGCCAAGUGUGUAGAAUGGUGGGUGAUGAGAGUAAAUUAAUGGCCUGCGAAACAUGCGAUAAGGUGUAUCACGCAAUGUGCCAAAGGCCGGUUGUUACUUCCAUACCAAAAUAUGGAUGGAAAUGUCGCUGUUGUCGUGUUUGCGGUGAUUGCGGUUCACGAACUCCCGGGGCCGGCCUUUCUUCUCGAUGGCACGCCCAUUACACCGUUUGCGAUUCGUGUUAUCAACAAAGAAAUAAAGGGUGUUCGUGUCCGUUAUGUGGAAGAGCUUAUAGGGCUCAUGCUCAUAGAGAAAUGGUGCAAUGUGUUUUUUGCAGGAAGUUUGUUCAUGGAACAUGUGAUCCAGAGGCUGAUCUUACAACAUAUCAUCAAAGAAAAGAAGCUCAUCCCGAAUACGAUUAUAUUUGUCCAACUUGUAAAAACGUUACCCAUCAAGGGCGUCCAAUUCUUAGCAAAAGAAAUAGUAUUGAUGACGCUCCCGAUUCACUUUCGGCGUCUCAAGAAUCGUUAGCGGAUGAUAUUUACGAAUACGACGAACGUUGUAUUAGUGAAGAUUUUCGUCCGAUGGGUUUGGGCAGAGGGAAACCGUACAGCGCGAGUAAAAUCGCUAAAAAACGUCUUGGUCUGGCAACGGGAAUGCCCGGACGUCCGAAAGGUGGCGGAAAAGGGAUUCCUGGUAAAGCCGGUUUUAUGAAACGGCAAAAAGUGCCGGAAUUCGGUCGGAAACGCGGGCCAAAAUCGAAAAUGCGGGGUGUGUUUGGGGUACCGGGGGUGGGACUUCAACGCCCCGUUGCGGAUGGCAAAAAUGACGAGGAGUGUGGUAUUGAGAACAAAUUAAUUUUGUGUUCAGCUAAAGAUAAGUUUGUUUUAACGCAAGACAUUUGUGUGAUGUGUGGCGCGUUAGGUACGGAUCAAGAGGGUUGUUUGAUCGCGUGCGUACAAUGUGGGCAGUGUUACCAUCCAUAUUGCGUAAACGUUAAAGUGACUAAAGUGAUUUUACAGAAAGGAUGGCACUGUUUAGAUUGUAUUGUUUGUCAAGGUUGUGGGCAAAGGAACGAUGAAGCUCGAUUACUUUUAUGUGAUGAUUGUGACAUUUCAUAUCAUAUUUAUUGUAUGGAUCCACCGUUGAAUUACGUCCCUCAAGGUACGUGGAAGUGUAAAUGGUGCGCUGUGUGUCAAACGUGCGGUGCUACAGAUCCCGGUUUUAACAGCCACUGGAUGAAUAGUUACUCGGAGUGUGGUCCGUGCGCUUCUUUGACAAGUUGUGGAAGUUGUCUUGAACCAUAUUCAGAGGGAGAUUUAAUAGUUCAAUGUGUGCAGUGUUCACGAUGGUUGCACGGAGCUUGUGAUUCGAUCCGUACUGAAGCUGAAGCUGAAAAAUGUUCGGAGGAAGGUUAUAAUUGUUUAAUGUGUCGACCCAGAGACGUCGCCCCCCCUCAUUUACUUCCGUUAAUGACGAUGGUUACAAAACCACCCACACCAACUAAAAGUCCUGAAGGAAAAAGUAACGGGUCUGGACAUUAUUUAGUUGACGGUGUUUAUUUAAGCGAAAUGGGACAUUCAAUGAUAAAAUCAAUGAGUUUAGAACAACACAGUACCAGAAAAAAACGUAAAAAGUUACCCACUAUUCAAGAUAAAGAAGCCGGGAUUAUGGCCACAAUUGAAAGUGUCAUCGCUAGUAGUAGUAACGCCCCAGAUUCCGUUGAUAUUAAAGAUGAACCGUUAGAUAUGUAUAAAGAAGGGAUGAUUUGGGGCAAAGAAGAUGGUCCACCACCAGAGGGAUUUACGUUAUUCACAAUGGAAAAUGGGGUAACCGUGUUACGAAGGAAACGACAAAGAAAUCUACAAAAAUUGGGUAUUGGUGGAUUUUUAGUUCGAGUUCGUGGACUUCGCAACGGUCAAGAUAACGAUGAUAUUGAUAUGCUUCCUGGUCAAUCCAACGAUCCGUUCGCUUUACCAACUUUAGAAGGUGAUAAACCAAAACGAAAACCGAUUCGGAGAAAAAUUAAAAGCAAAUUGGCCGAAACGUUCCCGCCUUAUCUUCAAGAAGCUUUCUUCGGCAAAGAACUCCUUGAUACAAGCAAAGAUAUAGGUAGCUCAAGCGGUAGUGAAGAAGAACCAACAAUUAAACCAACUACAUUAAAAAGUAUUCAUUUAUCCCAAGAUGAAAUCAAAGCGGUUACCGCCGUUGCAAAUAAACAUGAUCGAGGGCCCGAAUUAAUGCAGCAUUCUGAAAUGAAAAAUAUUGACAAGUCCGUGUCGAAGCAAUCAUCGGUUUCUCAAAGAGAUGAUGAAGAAAGCGACGCGGACGAUUUAAAUUUGGCGAUCCCCGGGGAAUUACUCGAUACGGAAUUGGUUAAUACAAUAAUGAACGAAGAUGAUGAUGAGUUGACGAAGAAUACGGAUACUUUAGAAAAUUUAGCUGAUACUAACCUAGCUGAUGAUUUAGCGGAUUCUUUAACUGGCGGAAGUAGUUCUAAAGAUACCAAAGAUGAAUUCAGUGAUAUUCUUGGACCUCAUUUCAAUUUUCCGAAUAUUAAUAGUAAAGACGUUGAAGACAUUUUUAAGGGUGUUUUAACUGAUGAAUCACAAGAAUCCCAAGAAAGUAGCGUUUUCUCAACAAAUUCCACCACCGUUUUUAAUCCAGCUACACCAGCUCCACAACAGCAAUCUCCAAUUAUUCCACAUCCAAUCCCAACCCCAGCAGUUCGCCCAUCAACUUUAUCUAAUAUUAACCAGAAUACUUUAAAUUCACCGAUGAGUUUUCCACCACAAUCACCAUAUCAUUCUGAAUAUAGCAAUAGUCCCCAAUUUAGUCCAGCAUUUUCCGAACCACCAAGUCCUUGGGUGUCUGUAAAUGAUGGCAUGGAUAUGGAUGGAGCGUUAGCCCCAUCUAAUAAUCAAAGAUCGUCGGAAAAAAUGAAAGCUGAUGAAGGUUUGGGGGGUGGAGCAACGAUUUCCGCAGUUUUAUACGCGAAUACAAACCACCCCGAAUGGAAAUCUGAAUAUCCCGCUUGGAGUGAUCGUUACAAACAAAUUAUAAAGAAAUGGCGUACAUUAACCAACGAGCAAAAAGCGCCGUUUUUACAACAGGCGAAGGAUAACAGGUCUGCUUUAAGAAUGAAGAAACAACAACAGAUCAACAAGGACCCCUCGAGCUCUUCCCCCGGUGCCACAACAGCGAAGGCCGCCGCGAACCCGACGCAGGCUGCCCCCGCCGUCGUUGUCACCCAGUCACCAGCUGUUGUCGAGGACCCCGAAAAAUCGGCCCUGCAUCAAAAAUCUGCGCGCGAAGCCGAACAAGAACGGCAAUGGAAACAACUACAAGCGUUAAGACAACAGCACCAACAACAACAACAGCAACAAUUGAUGCAAGAUAGAGGUAUUGGGCGGGUUCAUCGUCAAUUAUCGGAACCUUCUCAACCAACAUUCUUAUCUCCGGAGCAACAACCGAUUCAACAAGAAAUUGCGGGUCCACCACCUCCACCAAAUUCGCGGCCUUUCACCCAAAUGGGGAUAAAAUCUCCAUCGUUUGGUCCAAACUUAACGAAUUUAGUUCCCCCACGACAAGUUCCAACUCCGGCCGUGCCACAACAUCCCCCUUCAUCUGGACCGUUUGAUUUCUUACCGACAGAUGGAGCUCCGCAAGAUCUUUUUACAAACAUUCAAGCUCCAGCUACUCCAAAACCCGUUGUUGUACAACCGGGAACACCACAACCUCGAUUACCACUCCCGGCGGAUCCUUACACUCAUCCACCAACAACUCCAAGACCCCCACCUCAAUUUCCAGUUACAACUGGUGUUCAAGGUGUUCGGGAAUCGACCGGAAUUGAAAUUAAUCGCCAGUUGAGGGAUUUGUUGCAAAGACAACAAUUUAAAAAGUUAGAUGAGCAAUUGUUGUUGGGGAAGGGGCAACAAAGAGUUUGGCCACCCACUGAUACAAGUGAAGAACAACCAGUUAUCGUCCCCGUUUCGGCUGGAGACCCAACGUUUCGACAUCCACUUCCACCUGGAGUUCGACCACGGCUACCAAUUCCAGCUGCUGUUCGUCAACCUGGAACUAUAGUUGGUAUUAGAAUGCAACAAUCUGACCCAAGAUUACAAGGAUUAGAUCCAAGGACGAGAUUAUUACUUCAACAUCAUCAAGUGCAACAACAAAGAGCAGCAACUCCUAUGCCACAACAACCUCAACCCCAAUUUCCGCAGACAAACCAAAGAUUUCCUGCAACUAGACCCGUUGGAGUCGAACAAUACGAGCAGAUUCAACGGCAAGUUUUUCAACCAAGAAUACCUCCAGAAGGGGUUGGGCCAAGGUUGCCUCUUAACCCGGCGUUGAAUAAACAAGGAUCUCCCGCUUUACCCACAACAACGACCACAACCACGGAAUCAUCAGAUCAAGAAAUUCCUGAUAACGUAACGGCGGAAUUGGAGAAAUUAGAACAAGAUGGAACGAUGGCUGAGUUACAAGUUGCGGAUAUUUUGGGUGGGUUACCUGAUGAUGAUGAUGAAUUACUGGCUGAAAUGGGAAAUGAUUUUAAUAUAUUAGAAUAUGCCGAUCCAGAAUUAGAUGCGUUAACUGGAGAUAAAACGAAUAUUUUGGAUUCUUUGGAUUUAGAGGAGCCAGAACCGGUUAAAGAUGAUAAAAAAGCGGUUCCUAAACCAACUGGGAAAAAACCACCAACUCAAAUCCCAUCAUCUUCACCUUCACCUAUCAUAAAAACCGAAUCUAAACAUCCCAUUAAUACUUCCGUUGGGAAUAUCCCAACAGCAACUCCAUCUUUGCAGCAAACUCAACCCCCACCACCACCCCCACAACAACAACAACAACAACCAAUACAGCAAACGGUUCAACAUCCACCUCAACUUCAAGGGGGGCCUUCUCAACUCACACAUCAACAACAAUUACAUCAACAGAUGUUGUUUCAAGUGCAACAAGCUGCUGCUCAAGGAAAACCAAUGCUUCCUGGUACAAAACUCAUGUCUUCUGAUGGUAUAAUAGGUACGGUUACACAAACUAAUAACAUUGUGUUAAGUUUCCCAGCUGGGUAUCAACAAAGACUGACCGGAAGUCAGCUUCAACAGCAAUUGCUUUUAGUGCAUAUGCAAAAACUUAGGCAGAACGCGUUGGCUCAAAACCCAAGAAUGACGGGACCGGUAAUGCAUGGAUGCGCUGGGAUUGUUCCCCCACCUAGGAUGCCCGUUGGUAAUCCCCCACCCCCGCCGCCACCAUAUCCAGGUCCACCACCACCUUAUCCAGGAUCAACAACACCUCAGAUGGGGUUGAGAAUGGGCGGUCCCGUUCAUGCUAUGAUGGGCCCGCAUCGUCUUCCGAUGGGGCUUUCAAACGGUCCACCAAUGCCACCCCGGCCUCAGGGUGGUUGUGCUAUGCCGCCAUUGUACAACGCGGUCGUCCCGCGACGUCCCCUGCUCCUCGAGGUGAGAUUUCCCUUCUACGCAGAUAACCCAGGCCCCUGUGCGCCUAUGGAGCAACCUUUAUUGCUCAAAGACCUCCUUGAGCAAGAAAAACGCGAACAAGAAAAGCAGCUCCAAACCCAAGCACCACAAACACCAUCGGAAGUCGUCCCUGGAUCUUCCGCCCAAGCGUUACUCAGCGACCACGAUUUUGAAAAAUUAAAAGCUGAUGUUUUUAGUUCUGGCCCGAUUAGUUUUGGGAGUAAUAGCGCAUCUAAUUCACCAGUACCAAAAGCUGAACUUGAUCAAAAUAGACCAACUUACCAAAAACAAGUGUCUGCCCCGGCAGGAACAACAUCCGGAAAUAAUCAAUGGCAACAACCCCCACCAACGCCGGCUCCCGCACAAUUAAAAGUACCCACUUUUAACGCCAAUUUACAACCCGCCCCGCCUUUACCCCCGGAACACGUCGUUACGGAACAAGAUAAACAAAUACAAAUGGCUUACGAGGAAUGGUUGCAUCACCAAAGUGGGGCGUUGAAUCAGCAGCAACGCUUUUAUGACGGCGAAGUACAAAAAUUACGAAAACAACGAAAAUCAUUGAAUAGCAAACAGAGGCAAUUAAAAAAAUCUGGGAAUCAAUUAACCGAAAAUGAUGCAGUUGAGCUCGAGAGGGUAUCUCAGGAACAAGCUAUUUUGCAAAAACACCUAGAAUCGAGUAGGAAACAGGUUCGGCAGCAUGCUAUGCUUAUGCAGGUCUAUAUGAAGGAAUACCGGAACAAACAGCAAGCGAAUAAACGCCCCGUGGGAGUCCCAGGUGGCCAAUCCCCACUGAUGUCGCCAUCUCCGCUUGGCCCACCAGGUGCUUCCCCAAUCCACACAGUGAACACGCCGCAAUCACCCGGGUUGAUGUCGCCUACAGCAUCCCCAAUGACCCAACACAGCUCCCCAAUGCAUAGCCCAGCACCUUUAUUAUCUCAUUCACCCGGACCUGGAUCAGUCAACGUUGUAUUACAAAGUCCUGGAAAUAAUGGAGGAGCCACCAUGUCCCCCAUGCAACCAUCACCCAGAAUUGGAACACCCCAUUCACAAAGCGAAGGGAGUCCUGGACCUGUGCAAUCACCUUCGAUGUGUUUACCACCACCAAUGCCUCGAAUGACUUCUCCACAACAUAGAAGAAUUGUUACGAGCCCUAUUGGUUACACCGGCGAAUUAAGACCUGGUACACCACAAGUAAUGGGCCAAUUAAGAUUUGUUCGACCACCCGUUGACGCAAAUCUCCAACAAAGACGGAUACAAUCCCCAAGUCCGGGUUUUCAACAAAAACCCGGCGCGCCAUCUCCAUUAAAUAGCCCUCCAGCCCAACAUAUGAUAAAUCAACAAAUUCUCCAAAGACAACUACAACAACAAGUACUUUUACAACAACAACAAGGAGGUGAAAAUAACGCUGAAAAUGUUUUGGUGAACACGCAAAGGAUAUUGUUGUUAAAUCAACAAAGGCAAUUGGCGAUGAGGCAACAAAUGGUUGCACAACAGCAAGCUUCAAACCAACCUCAACCCCUCACCCCUCAGCAACAUCAAAUGAUGGUUCAACAACAACAACAUUUAGCGAAACAGCAACAACAACAAAUAGCUAUGCAACAAGCUCAAAAUAGGAUGCAACAUGUGCAGCAACAUGUCCAACAACAUGUUCAACAACAUACCCAACAACAUGUCCAACAACAUUCUCAACAACAUGUCCAACAACACGUUCCACAACAUGUUCAACCACCAAAUAGUCCAAUGCCUCCAAGUCCACUUUUAAAUCAACCACAAAUUAUGUCGCCUCAUUCAAUGCAUUCGCAACCAGCGAGUCCAAUGCCUCCUCGAAGUCCGAUUGUUUCUGGGAGUCCAAUCCCAAGAAGCCCAGCUUUACACCAUCAACCUCCAAGUAGCCCAAUGCCACUCUCUCACCCUCCAAGUUCCCCAAUGCCUCGUAGUCCAAUGAUAAACCCAAUUCAAUCACCAAUGGGGAUGAGAAGACCACCAAGUUCGGGAAGUAGCCCGAUUGUCGAUCGACCAACAAGCGUCGAAAACCCAGGUACACCCCGAACAGUUUAUCACAUGGACGAUCAUGGUGGGGGAAACCCAAUGAACCCUGCGAAUCCAAUCCCUGGUCCACCACCAGGAUUUGAAUAUUGCAAGUUAGGUCUGAAAGGGGGAUCUCCAAUGUGGGGUUAUGGGAAAAAAAUGCCCAACGAUGGAAAAGAAGAUAAAAACUCGAAUACCAGCGGGGAAAUUCCAGCCCCACCCAAAUUUAAAAAAGAAUCCCAUGUUAAUCGGGUUUCGAUUUUAAAGAAAAACACAUCACCCGUUAAAUCUAACCUGCAAACGUUAACGGCGAAUCAUCGAAUUAGUUUGGUUAGUUCCGAUUAUAGCGAGUUUGAUGAUAGCUCAUCAACACCACCGGUGACACCCCCACCUUCAUCGUCCGGAAAUCCAAGGGCCAUCGCAAGAAGUAUCGGCAAAAAAAUUCCACCUCCACCACCAGAACCACAUUCGGAUCAAUCUCAAAUAUUGAUGGAAGAAAGCCCUGAACCUAUCUCGUUAAUGGAUUAUGAUGAUGACAACGUAGUUAGCGCCGAAGUUUCAUUAAGUGCGGCUGCGCAACAAGCCGAUAAUGAUGAUAUCGCAGUUAUCGAAUCAUUCAGUCAAAGUGAACUCCCCGAAACGUUUUCGAGUCCAUUAGAAUCCGAUCAAAUCCCGGAUGAUUUUGUUUUAUUCGAUAUUUCCGGCGGGGUGCAUUAUUCAGAAAAAGAAGAGGAAGAUGAAGAGGAAGUUGGGUAUCACUUAAACGAUAAAAACAUGCAAAUUGUUAUACAAAGCCCAACGACGAGCGAUGAAGAAUUAAUUUUACAAGACACCAAAUGUAAAGAAACAAAUUUAACGUCAGAUUUAACGUUAAAUUUAGUUGAAGGAAUCGAAAAUCAACUUUUGACUAAUGAUGAACACGAAGAAGCGAUGGAAACUGAUGCUGAAACUUUUGAUAAAUCCCAAAUUAUUUUUAUCGAUUCGAGUAAAUCGCCGGAAGAACAAAUAUCGACGAAAGAAGAUUUCGAGGAAUUAAUCGAUGAGGGUUCGAGAAGCGAAAAAAUAAUUAAACCCGAUAUAAUCAAUUCAAAACAUAUUAACGAAUUUCAUAAAUACGCAGCGAAUAUUUAUUCACAAAAAAAUAAUAAACAAUCGAAUUCGAUUAAUAUAAAACCAACUCAAAAAAUUUCGUUAAUUUCUGCACCAAUAACAGCAAGUUUGGUGACGACAACCGCUAAAAACGUUAAGAAAGAUGUAGGGAAUCAAAAACAGAAUCUAACAAAUAUCAUUUUACAACCAUCUAGAAGCAAUAUUAUUACAGUUCCUAAAUUAAUGACGUCACAAUUUGUAAAUAUCGUCCCAACGCAUUAUUCUGUACCUGUAAUAAGCGCCAGCGCGGUUAGUAAACUUCCUAAUGUAAAAGUUAUUGAGAAACCAACGACUUCUUUAUCGUUAACAACUCACGAUUUGCCAAAAAAGAUUUUUGAGGAUGACUCAAAAUCGUCGGACUGUGAUGAGGAAAAAAUUAAGUUAGAUCAACAGUUUAACAGAGUUAAAGAGAGUUAUGAGGAGGGUAAUAAAAAGAAUGAAAAGAAUAAUGUUAAAGAUGAAGAUUUGAUUGAUAAGGGUGAAAAGAAGCCCGAAGAAAAUGACGAGAAAGAAAUGAAAGAAAAAAAAGUUGUUUCGAAUGUUGCGGCUGACGUGAAGACCCCAGUUACCAGUGGGUCGUCCUUGAUUUUGAGAAAUCCACCCGAAUUAAAGAUGACGGCACAGGUAAUACAAGAAUCCCAGGGGAUCAUCACAUCAGGCACCAUCGAACGUAUGCCGUACAUCUCACAAACCAUCGAAGAGGUCGACAACUCAAAUGAAUUAGAUAAUAAAUCGGUUGUUAUAUCGAUACCAUCUCCAACGCCGUCUCAAGAACAAAUUUUAGAUCACAUCGCGUUACAAGAAUUAGAAACGAGACGUCAAGGUGGUUGGAUUGAUGUUUUAGAAAUGUUCGAGGGGAAUUUGAUUGAUGAUAAAUACAAAUUAGAUAAUGAUAUGAAGAAAAACGAAAUAAACGUCGAUGAAACAUCGAAAAAGGAGAAAGAAAUUAAUAAAAACGUUAAAGAAGAAGUUAAAGAAAACCCGUCUUUAGCGGCGGUUAUUGCAACGAGCCGCGCGACGACCAUGCCUCAAUUAUCACCUUUAUCACAACCCGCUGAAUUAACGAAUAACGUUGCGAACGUUUCGCAACAAUUAAGAAGUUUGUUGUCUUCUUUAAACACAACGACAGCAACUACAUCGUCUAAUGUUAGUACGGUUGCGAGGAAUGUUUAUAAUAAUAACAAAGAAAGAGAUAAAGUUCACGUAACAACGACUGUGGUUAAUGUUGUUACAACGACUCGCCAACAUUUGCAGCAGCAACAACAACAACAACCAGGUGGGGGUACAGAAAAGAUUGGGGUUAUUAAAAAUGUUAAAGUUAACACCCCAAAAAGUAGUCCAAAUAACCAAGUUACUACAUCAAAUAAUUUGAUUACAUCGAAUAAUAAAGUCGAAAUUAAUACGGAGAAUCAUCCUAAAUUAGUGCCGAUUACAACAAAUAUAAUUAAUAAUAAUAAUAACACAACAACUACGAGUAAUACGCAAAUAAAUAUUUCUACAACAAUCCAAAAAACUUUAAACACAACAAAUAACACAAACGUUACGAGUUCCUCAAAUGUUGCAACAAGAAAAACUUCUUUGAGUUUAAACGAGAUGUUGCAAUCCCAUCCUGCAGCAACAACACCUCAAACAUCACCCGGUACAAUAACAACAGCGAGCAUUUUAAGUUCUUCGAUGCCGUUGAAGAGUGCUUCAUUCAGCCCGACUUUGGUUCAAGCUCAAACAAACGUUGUAACAACGACCACAACAUCCCAAAAUAAUUCUUCGACAACAACACAAUUUAAGCCGACCAUAACAACAACGAAUUUAUUACACAGUCAAUUGACGAAAAGUGUCGGCCCGGUCCAUCGGGCGAAAAGUUUAGAUGAGAUGUUAUUGGAUAAUAAGAAAAAGGAAGAAUCCGUUCUGCCGAUAACCGCAUCGAGUUUAUUGAAAGACGGACACUUUUUGGGGCAAAAAGAAAAAUUUGGGAAUCAAAGCGGAAAUGUAAGAGGGGAGGAUUCCCAAAAUGUUUUGUUGAAACAAUUACUACAAAAUACGGGGUGCGCGAGUAUUACCACGUCGUCGGCGACAGUUUCGACCACAACCGCUUCAACAACAGCCCCAAGUUUACCGAUUGUACCGAAUUUAGAGGCACAAUUAGCACGACCCGUUCCACCGACUCCAAGUUCGUUAAUUCCGUCGAUUUUACAAAAUGAUUCGUUGAUGAAUCAAAAUCAACAUCAGGAAAGAAAUAUUCAAGAACGAAGUAUUCAGGAGCGGAGUAUUCAAGAAAGGAAUGUUCAAGAAAGGAGUGUUCAAGAAAGGAGUGUUCAAGAAAGGAGUGUUCAAGAAAGGAGUAUUCAAGAAAGGGGUAUCCAAGAAAGGAGUAUUCAAGAUCGGAAUUUGGAACGAAAUCAGCAACAAAAUUAUCAACUUCAAAAUCAUCAACAACAACAAAAUCAGUUAAAUCAGAAUCAAUUAAAUCAAAAUCAAAUAAAUCAAAAUCAAUUAAUGUCACAAUCCCAAUUCCAAAAUCAAUUAUCUCAAUCACAACAAAAACCCCAACCUCACAAACAACCAUUAAUGUCGAGAGAAACAUCGUUUGUAUCAAAACCGGUUAUUCCAUCAACUACAUCUUCACUAACUUCAUUAACCCCAGUUACUAUGUCGCUGCAACAACAACAAUUACAUAUUGAUAUAAUGAACACAAAAAAGAUUUUGGGUUUACCCCCGAGUCGCACUCCAAGUCGAGAUGAGUUGUUAUCGCCUCCAACUCCUCGAUCAACGUGUAGUCAAGAUUCAAAUUUAACAACCCCGCCGUUAUUGAUUCCAAAAAAAGAACCAUCUUUAAUACCAACGACGUUACAAACAUUACAAAGUCCUUUAUUGACACCGCAAGAAGUGAAGAAAGAAAAAGAAUUUGUGGAUGAGACUUCGCAACAUUCGGAAGUUUCCGAUCAUAGUCGUGGUGAUCAAAUGAUUAAGGAUGAGUUGAUGGAGGUUGAUGAAAAAAUGGAUAAGGAGGAAUUAAAAAAGUUGAAACGGAGGAUGUAUCAACAAAAACGACGCAUGAAUCAGAUAAUGAAUAAAGAAGGGCAGCCGAAAAAGCGUCCGAGGAAGAGUUCCAAAGUGGAUGAAGAUUACGAUGCGUUCAUCGAUAGUUUGUUAUCCAAUUUGAGGACGCUCCCUCCGAUGAUUGUUUCUGAGCCCGUUUUGAAUAAAAAUUUUGGCGUCGUUCCUUGUUUUGGUUCCGGCGAAUCAUGUAAAUUAGGAAUGAAAGAUUACGAUUCCCGCGUUGGAGAUUUAACGGGGAAUUACGGAAACGCCAUAAUUCCCGGUUACGCCGAUUAUUACACCUCGAAACCGUACGGCGAUGAUGAACCAUCACCAGAAAAACCACCAGCGACAACCCAAAGAGGUUUUUACGACCAAGAAUUUUCAUUAAUUAAAUUUGAUUGUGAUGAAUAUCGGAGAUUAGAUGCUUAUUCUCGGGAUGAUUCACCAGAUUCAAUUAUGAGCAGUUCUUCGCCCGAAUGUACCAAAUUUGAACCAAUUUGUAAAUUCUCCGGGUUAAAAUUAAUCGAUGAAGAUGAGGAAUUCGAUGAAGAAAACCGCCCUAAACGCGUUUUAAGUCCAAAAAUUCCGAUUGUUACUCCAAUUCCGAUUCGAUUAAAACCAUUAGCAGGAUCGUAUUUAAAAGAUUAUGGUGAUAUCGAUAAAGAAAAUAUUGGCGUUGAAAAAGAAUUAGUGGGGGUUAAAUCGAAAUUUGGCCCCCCACCUCCCCCGGCGAUGCCCCUAAAAGAAAGCGGAAAUGUUACGGUCACUUUAACAUUAACAUCAUCGGCCGCCGAAGAUAUUAUGGGUGUUUUAAGAGAUUUAGCCAACAUUUUACACAUCCCAGCACCGACGAGUUAUCAAAUCGUUGAGAGGACAAGCACACCCCCCAGCCAAAAAUUAGGUUUAUACAGAACAAAAGGAAAAGAUGGCAAAGAAGGCGCCCCGAUUGAUAUUCAAAGUAUUUUAAACGGCGCUGCUAAAUUUUGUAAACAUUGCGAUGUCGUAAUUUUAAAUAACAUGAUUCGAAAAAAACUAUCAGAAAUACCUUUAUUAAAUAAAGAACUCCUUAAAGAUACCGAUAGCUUAGGCGAAGGCGAUGAACUAUAUUUUUGCAGCACAAACUGUUACACUCAAUUUGCGCUAAUAAAUCGAUCCCCCGCUUUGUGUGAAAACAAAGCGGCCGCAAUUGUCGACCAUUUGUGCCAAAAAGAUAAAGCAGAAGACCAACGUAAGCGGCAAAUUUUAGAAAAACAACUUCAAGUUUACCAAUACGAAACGUUUAACAACAAAAAAUCGCUUCUUGAUAAAAUGGAUUUAGAUUUACACAUAAAAAAAGACGAUUUCUUGGAUGAUUAUAAUAACACGUUUAAAUCGAGAUUGGACGAGUUUAAACCGAAAAAAGAACUUAAAUACAAAAAAUACACCCCUGGUUGUCUUCAACCCGCAAAUAAAUUCAAAAAACCUUCCGAUAAAGAAACGAUCGAGUUGUUAUAUAAAAUGGGGAUCACCGUUGUUCCUAAUAAAGCUAUUGACGAGACUCGAAAAUGCAUGUUUUGCCAUAACGUCGGUGAUGGAGUGGCUGAUGGUCCAGCGAGAUUAUUAAAUUUUGAUGUCGAUAAAUGGGUACAUUUAAAUUGCGCUUUAUGGUCGGACGGGGUUUAUGAAACCGUUAAUGGGGCUUUAAUGCAUUUAGAGAACGCUUUACAACAAAGUUUAGUUUCAACGUGCGUUCAUUGCAAUCAAACGGGUGCAACAAUUCGAUGUUUUAAAACGCGCUGUUUAAAUAAUUACCAUUUACCUUGCGCUAUUAAAGAUAGUUGCGUUUUUUAUAAAAAUAAAACAACUUAUUGUACGGCUCAUAUCCCUAAAGGCGAAAAAGAUAACGAAUUAACGACUUUAUCGGUUUCACGGAGAGUUUAUGUGAAUCGCGAUGAGAAUCGCCAAGUAGCCGCCGUUAUGCAUCAUUCAGAUCAAAAUAAUUUAUUGAGAGUUGGAAGUUUAAUAUUUUUAAGUGUCGGGCAAUUAUUACCGCAUCAAUUACAUAAUUUCCACACGUCGAAUUAUAUUUACCCGAUUGGUUAUAAAAUAGUUCGAUUUUAUUGGAGUAUGAGACACUUAAAUAAGCGGUGUAGAUACGUUUGCUCGAUUCACGAAACUUUGGGACGCCCGGAAUUUCGAAUUUUAGUGCAAGAAUUAAACGAGGAAGACGUUGAAUUUCGCGAUAUGACCGCAAAAGGGGUCUGGACGAAAGUUUUGGAUUCAAUUGCUAUUUUGAGGAGGGAAAAUAAGUGUGUGCAGAUUUUUUCGAAAUAUAUAACUGGGGAAGAUUUAUUUGGUUUAACCGAACCGGCUGUUGUAAGAGUUUUAGAGAGUCUUCCAGGAAUUGAAACUUUAACGGAUUAUAAAUUUAAAUACGGCCGAAAUCCUUUAUUGGAACUCCCUUUGGCGAUUAAUCCAUCGGGGGCUGCUAGAACCGAGCCGAGAUUACGCAACCAAAUGCAUUGGAAACGCGCUCACACCCAAAGAACCGGAUCUUCCGCAAGACCCGUAUUUCCAACAACAUCAAGUGGCACAACGGGCGAGGUUGCUUGUCCUUAUAGCAAACAAUUCGUGCACUCGAAAAGUUCGCAAUACAAAAAAAUGAAACAAGAAUGGAGAAAUAACGUUUAUUUGGCACGAUCAAAAAUACAAGGAUUAGGUUUGUAUGCAGCUAGAGAUUUGGAGAAACACACGAUGGUUAUUGAGUAUAUCGGCGAGAUUAUAAGAACCGAAUUAGCCGAAACACGAGAAAAGAAAUAUGAAGCUAAGAAUCGAGGAAUUUAUAUGUUUCGUUUGGAUGAAGAACGCGUUGUUGACGCAACUCUUUGCGGCGGAUUAGCCCGUUAUAUAAAUCAUUCUUGUAACCCAAAUUGUGUGGCGGAAAUUGUUGAGGUCGAUCGAGAUUUGAGAAUAAUUAUUUUUGCAAAACGAAGAAUACAAAGAGGAGAAGAGUUGGCAUAUGAUUACAAAUUUGAUAUAGAGGACGAUCAGCACAAGAUAUCUUGUAUGUGCGGUGCUCCAAAUUGUCGCAAAUGGAUGAAUUAAGAAGCGCGAGUGACUCGGGAUAUUUUCGUACAAAAAAAACUACAAUAUAAUUAUAGGUAACCCCCAAGAUUUUUAUACAAUAACUAACACCGACAAAAAUAACACACAAAUCACUAAAAAAGUAAUAAUAAUAAUAAAAAUAACAAUAAAGUUUUUGCAGACUGUCACAGUGCCAUUCUUAAUAACCUAAAAAAGUAAUUAAUUAAUUAAAAUAUUAAUUAAAACAGUUUUUGUAUUAAACAUUCCAAUAGAAAUAACUUUAUACAUAAAAGAAUUAGGGAAUAAGUUGUAUAGAAAUACGAAAAAAUUAUAAAUAAACUAUAAAUACGAGUGUUUCUAAGUGUGUAAAAAAUUUAUCAUAAGAUUUUAAGUUUCAAUCAAAUGCCGCUAAUUGUGGAAAUUGAUAUAGUAUUAGGGACCAAUUAAUAAUUAAUUAAUGUAAUUGAAAAAGUUAAACGUUUCAAUGUACACCUAAAAUGUAAAUAAUUAAUUUAUUACGUCGCACAUUGUAAUUUAAUUUUAUUUUCUUUAUAUUACAUAUGAUUUACUAGUGAUGUAUAUCUAUACAUAUAUAUAUUAAUUUUUAUUGUUAUUUUCAUAAUUAUUUGCAGAUUACAUUUAUAUCAUAAUUCCUAUAACACGCUCACAUGAGACAACACCAAUGUUAGAUAGCUAACAUAGCCUUGUAAUACGCCUUAAAAUGCGAACCGUUAUGAUUCGCGUUAUUAUUUUUUAUUAUUAUUAUUAUUAAAAUUUUCCUUGUAUGUAGUUAUUAUGUAAAUAGUAGAUCAAAAAAAAAAGGAGAAAAUUGAGAGAAGAAAUGUCGUUGUGCAAUAUUUAAGUAAAAUAUAAAUAAUAAUAUAGUGACACGCCUAGGAAAAAAAUGCCUAGGAUAUUUCAAAUGAUAUAAAUAUAUGGUAAUAUUCUGAA
Onthophagus taurus is the source of this 17304-nucleotide messenger RNA. NCBI's taxonomy places the organism in Eukaryota, Metazoa, Arthropoda, Insecta, Coleoptera, Scarabaeidae. The record is from RefSeq and is a predicted model, not a curated record.